AGGCAUGUGUGGAAUGCAAAUGGCAUCCAUUUCCAUUUGGAGUUGCAGUUGCAGUUACAAUGGAUGGAGGUGUAGCGUCGAUGAUGGAGGUGCGAGACAGGUGGCAGUGACGGUUUCAGCUUCAGGAUCUUAUUCUCAUCAACAGAUUACGAGAAGGUCCAUGGCGGUUCUGAUUUCAUCCUUGCCUUUCAUGACUUCCGUUUUGCUCUCCGAUUCGCCAGCACUUGCCAGGGAGAGGCGCAACAAGAAGAACAUCCCUCUUGACCAAUACAUUACUACUCAGGAUGGAUUGAAAUACUAUGAUUUGGUGGAAGGGAAAGGUCCAGUGGCUGAAAAGGGAUCAACCGUUCAGGUACAUUUUGAUUGCUUAUAUCGCGGAAUUACCGCGGUAUCAAGCCGAGAAUCUAAACUUCUUGCUGGAAAUCGUAUCAUUGCUCAGCCAUACGAAUUUAAGGUGGGAGCUCCACCAGGGAAGGAAAGGAAGCGGGAAUUUGUAGACAACCCGAACGGUCUAUUCUCUGCACAAGCAGCACCAAAACCUCCACCGGCUAUGUACACUAUUGUUGAAGGAAUGCGUGUUGGUGGAAAGCGAACUGUGAUUGUUCCUGCAGAGAGUGGGUAUGGUCAAAGGGGAAUGAAUGAGAUUCCGCCUGGAGCUACAUUUGAAUUAAAUGUUGAGCUUUUGCAAAUUGUAGAUACCUGAAGACCAACAACUUUUUCGUUUAGUACUUCUCAUGCCUAUUCCUUCUCAGUUAUUACCUUAUUUCUUGGAAUAGGGACGAGAAACCCUAUGUCCAUUUUUAUUGUGAGAUUGAUGUACUUCUCUUUAGCUUUGCCUGCAAUUUUAACGUGAACUUAUUUUUAGUAACACUUUCACAUGCUGCUGCAAAAUUA
Molecule: messenger RNA, 894 nt
Organism: Arachis duranensis
Lineage: Eukaryota; Viridiplantae; Streptophyta; Magnoliopsida; Fabales; Fabaceae
Product: peptidyl-prolyl cis-trans isomerase FKBP18, chloroplastic
Exons: 6
Coding region: 5-703 (232 amino acids)
Cellular component (GO): chloroplast thylakoid lumen
Molecular function (GO): peptidyl-prolyl cis-trans isomerase activity
Source: RefSeq, a predicted model, not a curated record